AUGUCCGGGUGCUGCGGCGGCGGCAGUAACUACUCGGUGUGCUGCUACAGCAGCCCCAAGAGCUGCAAGAGGCCGAUGUGCUGCAGCCCCAUGCAGUGCUGCACGCCCUGCUGCACGCCCUGCUGCAUGCCCAUGCAGUCCUGCUGCAUGCCCAUGUCCUGCUGCUACACCAUCAGCAGCAACAACGGCGGUUGCUGCGGCGGUGGCAACGGCGGCUGCUGUGGCGCGAGUUCCUCCCCGCUCUCCGUUUUCCGCUUGCCCCCCACCACCCCCAGGAUGCCCAACGGCUGCUGCGGCUGCUGCGGAAGCAACAAUUACUCGGUGUGCUGCUACAGCAGCCCCAAGAGCUGCAAGGCCCCGAUGAGCUGCUGCCCCGUGCAGUGCUGCACUCCCUGCUGCAUGCCCAUGCAGUCCUGCUGCAUGCCCACGACCUGCUGCUACACCAUCAGCAGCAACAACAACGGCUGCUGCGGCGGCUGCUGCGGCAACUGA
Messenger RNA from Catharus ustulatus (Swainson's thrush), 492 nucleotides. Its product is annotated as keratin-associated protein 10-1-like. The transcript has 3 exons. NCBI's taxonomy places the organism in Eukaryota, Metazoa, Chordata, Aves, Passeriformes, Turdidae. The record is from RefSeq and is a predicted model, not a curated record. Bases 1 to 492 code for a protein of 163 amino acids.